AUGUUAAAGAAAUAUAUUAUAUUAAUAUAUAUCGGUGUAAUUCUAAAUUUCAUAACUAAAAAUAAUAAUGUAGUGUCUGUUCCUGAGCCCUUUUUAUCACAAAACAAAGAUUCUUUUGAAGAAAAAAAAUAUACGUAUGGGGAUAAUUUACAAUUGGGGGCAUCAACUAUAAAUACCCCUAAAACACAAUCACAAGAAAAUAAAGAUAUAAAUAAAGAAACAAAAAAUACAAUAAUAAAAAAAACGAAUAAUUUUCCAAGUACCUUAAAUGAGAAAUUUCCUCAUAAAAUUCAAUUAACCAAUAAAGAAAAUAAAGAAGAUGAACAAAAUAAAGAAAAUAAAAAAGAUGAACAAAAUAAAGAAGAUGAACAAAAUAAACAAAAUAAAGAAGAUGAACAAAAUAAACAAAACAAGGAUAAAAAAAAUAUAGUAAGUAACAAAUUAUCGGGAAACAAUGAACAACAGAAUAAUUCUAUUCCAAAAUCAAUACAAAAACCAGAGAAUUGUGUCAAAAAACAAAGCAAUCAAUUUCCUCGUAGUUAUCCAGAAUUCUUUGAAGCAAAUUUUGGACCCAUAGAUGAACUUAUGGAUGAAACGGAUUAUAGUAGUGAUGAUUUAGAAGAUCAACUAAAUUAUGGUUAUAGAGGAAUAGAACAUGAUAUUGAUGAAACAGAUUAUUAUAUAGGAAGUAUAUUAGGAUAUAGUGAUUUUAUGAAUAAAAUGAAAUAUCAGAAUACACAAAUUGAUAAUAACAAAGGAAAAAAAACUACAAACACUAUGGAAAAAAACAAAAAGAACAGAGAUAAGAAACAUUCUAAAAAAAGGAAAACAAAACAAAAUUAUAAAUAUAAGAAGGAAAACCAAAAUAUAGAAAAUCAUAUACCUCAAAGUAAAUAUAAACAAGAACGAAUUGAAAUAUUAGAUGAUAAUGGAAAAGAAUUGAAAUCCCACAAAAAUAUUAAAGAAGAAAAGGGGGGAAUAGAAAAAACUGAUACUACUAAUAUAGCAGAUAUAAAAAUAAAAAAAGAAGAAAGAGAAACAAAAGAUGAAAAAGAAAAAAACAUUCAACAGCUAGUAAAAGAUGUACAAUUAAUAAAAGUUGGAGAAGAAACGAAAGACGACGAAAAAGAAGACAAAGAAGGAACAGAUGAUGAAGAAGAUACAGAUGAUGAAGAAGAUACAGAUGAUGAAGAAGAUACAGAUGAUGAAGAAGAUACAAGUGAUGAAGAAACUACAGGUGAUCAAGAAAACAAAGAAGAAACAGAAGUAGACGAAAAAAAAACAGAAAAAGCCGAAGAAGAAUUAGAAGAAGACAAAGAAGAAUCAGAAAAAGACAAAGAAGAAUCAGAAAAAGAUAAAGAAGAAUCAGAAAAAGAUAAAGAAGAAUCAGAAAAAGACAAAGAAAAAACUGAAGAAGAUGAAGAAAAAACUGAAGACGAAAAAGGAACGGAAGUAUACAAAAAAGAAACAGAUGUAGAUGAAAAAAAAGAAAAGGGAGAAUAUGGAGAGGGAACAGAUGAUGAAGAAGACAAAGAAAAAGAAGAAGACGACGAAGAAACAAAAGUAGAAGAAAAGAAAACAGAAAAAGACGAAGAGGGAACAGAUUAUGAAGAAGAUACAGAUGAUUCAGACAAAGAUGAAGAAACAAAAGUAGAAGAAAAGAAAACAGAAAGAGACGAAGAAGAAACUGAAGAAGACGAAAAAGAAACAGAAGUAGAAAAAAAGAAAACAGAAAAAGACGAAGAGGGAACAGAUUAUGAAGAAGAUACAGAUGAUUCAGACAAAGAUGUAGAAACAGAAGUAGAAGAAACAGACGCAGAAGACAAAGAAGAAAACGAAGAGGGAACAGAUGAUGAAGAAGACAAAGUAGAAGAAACAGACCUAGACGACCAAGAAGAAGACGGAGAAGAAGAUAAAGAAGACGACAAAGAAAAAGACAAAGAAGAUGACAAAGAAGAUGACAAAGAAAAAGACAAAGAAGAUGACAAAGAAAAAUACAAAGAAGAUGACAAAGAAGAUGACAAAGAAGAUGACAAAGAAAAAGACAAAGAAGAUAACAAAGAAAAAGACAAAGAAGAUAACAAAGAAAAAGACAAAGAAGAUGACAAAGAAAAAGACAAAGAAGAUGACAAAGAAAAAGACAAAGAAGAUAACAAAGAAAAAGACAAAGAAGAUAACAAAGAAAAAGACAAAGAAGAUGACAAAGAAAAACAUGAUAAACAUGUAAGAAGAAUAAAAAAGAAAAUGAAAGAUGAUGACUAUGAUGAAAGUUUGAAAACGAAAAAUUAUUAUCCACAUAAUAUGACAUUUGGACAACAACAAUAUUUCCCAUACUAUAAUCCAUUAGAACAACAGAAUUAUCAACUACAUCAUAUUAUAAAACAACAGCAAAAUUAUCACCCACAUCAUAUUAUAAAACAACAGCAAAAUCAUAAUCCACAUCAUAUUUUACAAGAGCAAGAAAAACAUCACCCACAAGGUAUACCAAAGGAACAACCAUAUAAUAAUGUUCCUUAUAUCUUAAAAAAGGGGCUUGAACCCAAAACUCAUAACCAUGUAAAAGAAGAUCAACCUAAUAUUAAACAGGGUGUUGUAAAGGGACAAGAACCACAUGUUGAUGAUAUGCAUAACAAUACAAAAGAACAUAAGAAUUUUAAAAAUACAACCGAUGUAAAACAACCAGCAAGUCAUAUAUAUAAUAAUUCAUCAGAAAAACAAAUUGAACAUGUAUAUAAUAAGUCUCCUGAAAAACAAAUUGAACAUGUAUAUAAUAAGUCUCCUGAAAAACAAAUUGAACAUGUAUAUAAUAAUUCUCCUGAAAAACAAAUUGAACAUGUAUAUAAUAAUUCUCCUGAAAAACAAAUUGAACAUGUAUAUAAUAAUUCUCCUGAAAAACAAAUUGAACAUGUAUAUAAUAAUUCUCCUGAAAAACCUGCAAGACAUACAAAUAAUAUUUCAUUAGAAAAACAAAAUAGUCAUAAAUAUAAUGUUAAUAUACAAGAUCGACAUGAUCCUGUAUAUUAUAAAUAUGAAGAUAUGUUAAAAAGAGAUAAAGAUUUGUUUACAAUUAUCAACAACAUUUGUGAACUGGAAUUUAAUUCUACAAAUAACUAUUUAAUGAAAAUAAUUAAUAACGACAAAUUAAAACAUAAUUCUUUAAAUGAUAAUGAAGCCAUAUUAAAAGAAAUAACUAAAACUCAAAAUGAAUUGUUUUCUUUAAAAUUACCAUUAGAAAUUAAAGUAUCAAUGGCUCUUCGUAUAAGUGAACGUUUACGUGCCUUUGUUUUUGAUAAAGAUUUAACAGCUUAUUAUAUAAAAAAAUUAAAAGAUAUAUUUAAAUUAGAAACAGAGGCAGCAAAAAAUUAUUAUUAUUAUGUAAAAUGUCAAAAAACGUUUAGUGAUAAAAAACGUUUGGUUAAUAAUUUAGAUUCAAUAAAAUUAUACUAUGAAUCACAAAUUAAUAAAAAUUUUAUUAGCAUACCCAAAGAUAAAAUACCUACAGCUAUAUAUCGUAUAUCCAACUUAGUUAAUGAUUUAAUUUUUUUACUUCCACAAUCAAAUGCAAACAAAGCAUUAUAA
Molecule: messenger RNA, 3579 nt
Organism: Plasmodium falciparum 3D7
Lineage: Eukaryota; Apicomplexa; Aconoidasida; Haemosporida; Plasmodiidae
Gene: PTEF
Product: translation-enhancing factor
Source: RefSeq, a predicted model, not a curated record